Molecule: messenger RNA, 6019 nt
Organism: Astrephomene gubernaculifera
Lineage: Eukaryota; Viridiplantae; Chlorophyta; Chlorophyceae; Chlamydomonadales; Astrephomenaceae
Source: the annotation of a GenBank genome assembly
AUUGUGCGCUGCGCUCCAUUAGCAUCUCCAGCUUCUAUAGAACACCUAAUAUUUGCAUACCUUCGAGCCGCUUACAAACUAUAUAGGAGUAUCCGCAAACCCAACCAAACAAAACCUUUUCACGUUAUUUCUUAAGUUAGGCUUGAAGUUCUGACGGGCUUUCGGUUAGACCACGACACUUUCCGUCUAUGAAUUCUCUUCUGGCCAGUUAGCUUCACUAGCAAGAAGCCUAGAGCUUUACUCUUGAAAUAUAUUUAAAAGCUGUUUAGGUUACAGCAACCUCAAGCUUUGCCGUAGCUUGCAAUACUCCUAGCGGAGGAUGUGCGGAUAGACCUUGCAUAAGUUUUGGCUGUCGACAUGUCCUGGACGUCUACGCUUACGUUCACAGAAACGUAUAGGCUCCUGAAUAUAGAAGUGUUUCUCCACUUGACCAUAUCGCCUAAGGACUGGCUACAUGGACAUGGACUCGGGACGCUGGACUUCUCGUCCAGUUUUGGCGACGCAACCACGCGGCUCAUCUGUCCUACAUUUGCCAGCCUCCCAGCUGCCCAGAGUUUCGGGUACCUCAACAGCUGAAUCUGCUCUGGUCGGGCCCCAUGUUCCAACUGAGUUACAGCCUCAUGCCGAAGCUAUGGCUUUACGCACGGCGUUCCUCGCUUACAGCCGCCUCCAACAGCAGCCGACGUCCACGUCUCCCUCACCCCAGCCGAGCUCCAUGUCCGUUAGCCCAGCAGGCGCCCCUAAUUCUUCCCGGACCCCAACAAACGAUGGCUGCGGCCCCGGAGGCUCUUCUGGAGCCGGGCCAGGGGGCAGCGCGGGUGGAUCCAGCGGCCCUAGCAUGAGCAUCAACCAAUGGAUGCGGCUUUGCUCCGACUUGGGCCUGCCAGACAGCCUGGGCGGGCCGCUGCCCAGCACCGUGCUCCAGACCGUGCACGGCGCCUACCGGCUGCACCAGUCCUCUCGCCUGCACUACCUGGGCUUCGUGCAGGCUGUGGCGGCCCUCAGCAGCCAGCUGCGGUGCGAGUUGCUGGGGGCGGUGGGGCGGCACGGCGCGGCGCUGCUGGAGUUCCAGCGGCACCAGUGGAAGUUGCAGCUCCUGCAGCAGCAGCUGCAGCUGCAACGGCAGCAGCAGGGCUCGCAGGGGCAGCUGCAGGGGCCGGGGUACAUGGCACCGCGAGGGGUCCGAACGUCGAAGCCCUCGUGUACGGGCGCGGGGGAGGACCCGGCGGACGCAACGCUCGAGCUGGCACCGCAGGACGUUGCCAAGGAGCUCGGCACCCUGUUGCAACUCAAGGAAACGCUGCAGAAGCAUGCAACGCAGGACGGGGCCGAAGGCUCAGCAGAGGGCGGGGCUGGGGCCGCGGCGGCCGGGUGGAUGCCGCGCGAGCCGCCCCCGCUGCCGCCCCCCAUCCUGCUGCCCGGGGAGCUGCCGCAGCAGCCGCCGCACGCCGCCAACCCCGCGUACGCAUACAUCGCGAGCGGCCUGGGAGGGCUGUACGGAGUGGGGCUUGCGGUCGGCGGGGAGGGCCGCGUUGGAGGCGCGGCAGGCAGUGGUGUCGGCCGGGGCGUUUCCAGCAGCAGGUGCCAGCAGCACCUGCCGCGGAAGCACCCGCAGCAGCAACACAACUUAGGGAACUGGGUGCGGGGCAGCCCGGAGGCGGCUGCGGCGGCUUCCGCGGAAACCUCGGCAGCAGCAGCAUCUGCCGGCGGGAUUACAUACUUGCAGGGAGUGCCCCGCAGCAAGCCCUACGCACCGCAGCUACGGCCUCUCCGCUUCAUGCCGGCCGGCGACCCGCCUGACCCAGGGGUCGCUGACAGCGUGGAACCUGCCCUCGUUGACGACCCCGACUCCCAGUCCUCAUCCCUCAAUAAUGGCUCCUCCAGCCGAGUUCGUGGGGUGGACGCCGAUCUUGGGUUCCCUCUGUCAAUCGCAUUGGGGAUUCGGAGUCUGACCGCGGGUGCCUCCCACCCCUCAGCAGUCGUCAGGGCCGGUGCCAGCACCAGCCGCAUCAGCGGGGUCGUCCCUGCUGGGGACGCGGCUUCUCAGAUCAGGCUGCCAGCAGUGGCGGGCGCCUCGCGUUUGACUACUGGAGAAGCGCCGGGUCUCGCCCCGGCAUCACUUGCCUCGUUUGACAGCGGCGGCAGCAACGGAAGCAACGGCGGAGGUGGUAGAGGCGGGGGUGCGGCGGCGGCUGCGCCGGCUGCACACGGAACGUACGUGAUGGCAGCCGACAACGGGGGUGAAGUCGACAGCGGGUUGGUUGCGGUGCUAUUGGCGCGGUUGGAGCGGUUGGAGCGGUCGGCAGUGUCCCAGGAGUCGCGACUGGCUCGUGUGGGGUCCCGCCUGCAUGGGCUGGAGGUGGCUGCGGCGACGGCGCAGCAGCAGCAGGAGAAGGCGACGGCCGCGGCGGUGGCGGCAGCAGCGAAGGCGGCGGAGGACGCUGCCAGCCUGGCGAGCGGUGCGGGGGGUGUCAGGUCCGACCUGGAGGCCAGGCAGACAGCGCUCGAGCAGCAGCUCCUGCAGCAGCAGUCGCUGCUCCUGAACGCGCUGGCGACCGCGCAGGCGGCACGGGAGGACGCUGCCUCCGCCACCGCCGCUGCCGUACUGGCGGACUCGUCAGCGGAGGCUGCGAAGACAUUGGGGGAGGAGGCUAUGUCCCUAGCCGCCACCGCCGCCGCUCGAAGAAGCAGUGGCGCGAGCAUGGAUGAACGUCGUUCUGGUGUUACUUCCGCCACCGUUUCUGAAGUCUCAGAUCGGUUACUAAAACCGUUAAGGGCUGAAAUGGAUGAGCAGCUGCAGUCAGUAUUGGACAAGCACAGGACGUUGGACGAGCAGCUGCGCGAGUUGGUUGAGCAGCAACGGCGGUUGGACGAGCAAGUCGCGGCGCUGGCAGUGCAACAGCAGCACCUGGCGUCUGAGGCGGCGCGAGUGGCGGCGGUUGCUGCCCGGGUUUCUGCGUCGCCGGUAUCCCCGCAGCCGUCCGUUGCGGAUGUCGCGGAAGCAACGACAGCAGGCUCUGGCGCCGCCGCUUCUCCUGGUGCCGCCGCUGCCGCUACUCCUGCGGUUGGCAGCAAAUCUGGUGACGACAACGGCGCCAUUUCAAAGCUCGCAGCGAGUUUGGAGCAGCUACGUGACCAGGUACGUGAGCUGCACGCUGCGCAGGAGAGCGCGGCGGCGCUGGCGGCAGCAGCGACCGCCGCAGCGGCAGCGGCGCCAGGAGCCGUGGAGAGCAGUCGCGGCUCCGAGCCCCCACAUGCCAGGGUGAGCGAGGGCUGCGGCGGUUGCGGCGGCUGCGACAGCGGCUAUGCAACAUCCGCCUCGCUCAAGGAAGCUGAAGCCGCCUGGGGGAGGGCGCUUCGGGAGCAGAAGGAGGCGUUGGAGGAGCACCUCACAAAGGCCCUCAGGGAUGCUGGAGCGGCUACUGCGGCUGCAGCAGCGGCCGCAGUAGCGGCGGCGGGCAUGCCUCCGCUGGGCGCCUCCGCUGCACUGCAAGGCCCGGCGGCGGCUGUGGCAGCGGCCGCGCCGCUCAUGAGUAGGCUGUCGGCCGUCGAGGGCUUCGUUGCCGAUCUGGCGGAACAAUGUCGGCAGCUAUCUAAGCGGCAAAACGAGGCGGAAGCCGCCGCCGCAGCAGCAGCAACCGCAGCCACAACGGGGACGGCGGCAGAGCCUCCGGCUACAGCUGCUCAGGUGAAGGAACUUUCCGCACAUGUAGAGAAGCAGUACGAGCAACUCGGCGUGCGGUUGACUGGCUUCAAGCUUCAGUUGGAAGAUCUUCGUCAGCGGGUGGACAUCUCCGCUGCAGCACCUAGCGCGACGUGCAUACCCCCACCAGCUACAGAAGCAUCAGCGCCCACAGAAACAGCCGCUGCCGCAGCAGCAGCGGGUGCCGCAGGACUUGCGCAGCCCCGCACACGCACGCCCUCGCCGCCGCGACCCGAGCUGCCCCUCGCGCGGCAACCCUCAUCGCCGACGGAUGCAGCCGCCAGCGGUGACGCGGCCGCCUCCAGUGCAGCUUGGGAUUCUGCUGAGCUACAGCGCCGCUUGGACUCCUUGGCGGCCGAGCUGCGACACAGCCUGGAAGCCCUGUCAUCCUCCGUCAGCAGCCAGAUGGAGCUGUCGCGGUCGGAGGUCGCGGCGCUGGUCGCCAAGGAGGUUGCGCAGCAGCUGGCGGCAUCUCCCGCCCAGCAUGCGGACGCCUCCACAUCCUCGACGGCAUCAGCUGUGGGGGCCGCGCCGGUUCCUGACAGUGGCGGUGGCGGCGGUCCGCUGGUGGUGGUGGCCUCGCUGCAGGAGCGGCUGGCGGCGCUGGAGGCGGUGGUGACGGAUGCGAACCGGGAGGUUGCUGACGUGUGCGCCGCAACCGACAUGACGACUGAGAGCGUGGAGCUCUGCACCAAGCACCUGCAGGCGCUGGACAACGGCCACCGGGACCUGCAGAGGCAGGUGGAUGAGCUUCGACGAUACCAGCAGCAACAGCCAGCUGCUGGGACCGCUGCUGAUGCGGCAGACAUGUCGCGAGGCGCUAGGAGCAUGCACUCUCGACUCGACGCACUAGGCGACACGGACGGCGGCGACCUGGGCCCGGGCGGCACCGGCGCUCUGGCGGAGCUCAGGUCGCAGCUGGCUCGCCUGGAGGCUGCCAACCUGCCGGCGCGCCUGGAGACGGCGGAGGCGGCGUUACGGCAGCUGCAGGACGGCGCGCUCGCGAACAUCGCCGCAGCCGCCGCAGCCGCCAGCCGGGCAGCCUCAGCGACGCCUCCCUCCGCCGCCGCCAUGGGUCCCGACAUGGAGAAGCUGCGGCAGGUGCUGCUGGAGCUGGGCGGCCGGCUGGAUGGACUGGCGCAGCAGGUAUCGGAGCACGAGCACGGGCUGGACGUGCUGGCGAAGGCGGCAGAGACCGCGAGCGCCGUCAGUCGUGGUGCCGCGGCGAGGCUGGAUGUAGUCGAGGCUUCGCUGGCUGGUGGAGGUGGAGGGCGCAUGGGGCUGGCUGCGGCCGCAUCACGUGGCUCCUUCACGUCUGCGGGUCCACCUCCGGAGCUGGAGGGCAGGCUAGCGGAGGUGGAGAAGGGCGCGGCGACGCUGGCUCGAAGGCUGGAUGACGCGGUACGGCGGAUUGACGGCAUCGAUGGACGGCUGAUGGAGGCGGCCAUGGACGCCGCCGCCGCUAAAGCAGCUGCAGCGGCGGCGGGGAACCGGGCGAAGGCGGCGGUGGCGCUGAGCAGCGGACGUCGCAGCGAGGGCGGCACCGAGAUCGCGGCUGCGGGGCUGCCGCCCGGAGCGUACGAGGAGUCACCGGAUUCGUACGGCGUCAUAGAUGUUGGCGGCAGCGGCGGCAGUCAACGUGCGGGGUCCGGCGGCAGUGCUGAUGUGCAGCGGCUGGAUCAGGAGUGGCAGGCGCGGCUGAAGACAGCGAUGAAGGCUGUCGAGCAGCGCAUGCAGGCUGAUCGGGAGCGCACGGGUGAGGAGGUUCUGGAGCUGCAGCGGGGCCUGGGCCGCCUGCGCGACAAGGGCGUCACGACCGAUGAGCUGCUGGUAAAGCUGUCACGACGAAUGGACAAGCUGGAAGUCGAUCAGGGAGGCUCCGCAACCCCGUACUCCACCCUAGCACGCGAGCACCUAGCAGCAGGGAGCAGCUUCUCGGCCGUGUCGCACCCCAGCAGCAUGCGAUCACCGCCGCCGCUGUCGCCGCCGCUGGGGCCGUCAGCUUCCUCCCUGUCAGCCGGUCUGGGCUACCGGGCUGCUGCGGGGACGACGCCUGCGGACAUGUUGGAGGGCCGGUCAGCCAGCCGGGCUAACCUGCUAGCUGCGAGGUUCCGUGACGGGCCUGGAGGCUAGGCUGGGGAGCGAGGGCGGUGGAGCGGGAGAGGUGGAGGGCGUUGCUCUACACGCUGGCCGCGGGGAUGGCUUGCAUACGAGGCCUUGACGCUCCCGAGUACCCGUCACACGUGCUGGGUGUAUGCCAUGUCAAAGGGCAUGCGAACUUGCGCGGCGGGAUUCAUCCUUUGGAGGUUUUACGUU